AUGGCAAGUUUGAGAGUUUCUUGUGUGGUUGCAUUGAUGUGCAUGGUGGUUAUUACUGCACCAAUGGCAGAGGCUGCAAUCACAUGCGGAGCAGUAAGUAUUGCUCUUUCUACAUGCGUUCCUUAUCUUAAGGGUGAUCCUAUUCCUUCACCAGCAUGCUGUGGUGGAGUGAGGGGCCUUAACGAGUCGGCCCAAACUAUCUUCGACCGUAGGUCUGCUUGCAACUGCUUGAAAAAAUUUGCUGGUAGCAUUCUUGGUUUGAAGCCCGGCAGUCUUGCCGCUCUCCCUGGCAAAUGUGGUGUUAGUCUUCCUUUCACAAUUAGCGCCUCUACCAACUGUAAUGAUAUUGCAGCAUCAGAUUCUAAAUAUAGCGUGGGUGAGAGGAAGAAGCAGAUAGCAUGGCACUUCUUUCUACUGCAGUAUUAG
Lathyrus sativus (Indian pea) is the source of this 426-nucleotide messenger RNA. The record is from the annotation of a GenBank genome assembly. NCBI's taxonomy places the organism in Eukaryota, Viridiplantae, Streptophyta, Magnoliopsida, Fabales, Fabaceae.